Necator americanus (New World hookworm) is the source of this 2031-nucleotide messenger RNA. RefSeq lists its product as uncharacterized. The record is from RefSeq and is a predicted model, not a curated record. NCBI's taxonomy places the organism in Eukaryota, Metazoa, Nematoda, Chromadorea, Rhabditida, Ancylostomatidae. The transcript is spliced from 14 exons. The coding region runs from base 1 to 2031 and encodes 676 amino acids. Gene Ontology annotation, biological process: regulation of transcription by RNA polymerase II. Gene Ontology annotation, molecular function: DNA-binding transcription factor activity, RNA polymerase II-specific; RNA polymerase II transcription regulatory region sequence-specific DNA binding; protein dimerization activity.
AUGAAUGGACGUCAACAGCGAAUAGUUCGAAAAGGCAUGAGAGGACAAGAACUUGAGAAAGCCAUAUACUCUGCUGAAACAGUAUAUGCGCCCGUCCUCGACACUGCCAACGGAGUCGCUGUCGCGAAGGCAACCUUGCCCAUCUGGCAGGAAUAUUUCGACACCUUGCUGGACUGCCAACAAGGAUCUCUGUCGCUUCUACACUGUACUGUUUAUACUACGCAUCCAAAUCAUUUCUGCACCUGCAAAGAUUUGGGCUCGGGAGACCUGCCAGAAAGCGUACUUCCACUGUACAUAGCAAUUCGACGCUCAGAGUCACCUCCAUGCUACUAUGAAGCGGUAAACCGUUGUGGAGGACAAUUCGACUUAUUACAGUCAACUCGAGGAGCUUCAAAACAGCGUCGAGAUCAAAUCAAUGUCGAGAUCCAGCGGUUGCGAGAUCUCUUGCCACUAUCAGAGUCAAUCAAGGAUCGUCUUUUCCAAUUGCAAGUCAUGUCACUCGGAUGUAUAUACAUCAGGAAACACCGGUACCAGAAACACAUUUUGAGAACGAUCUCAGAGAAUAGCAUUCCGUUGCCGAAGGGAGUCGAUGCAUGUAAGGCUCUGAGGGGAUUUCUGAUAAUGCUUAACAGAAGUGGAAAGCUGUUGCAUGUGUCGGAUAACGCUAGUGAAUAUCUCGGACAUUCCAUUGAAGAGAUUAUGUGUCAAGGUGAUUCAAUUUUUGAUCUUGUUGACCCACGCGAUCAUCCAGCAGUUCAAACUGAGCUGAACAGCGGUCCGCAACCGACAACCUCUUUCCCCGAGGAAAGAGUGUUCUUGUGUCGACUUAACCUUGCCAGAACCGCUAAGCGACAACUGCAGUAUCAUAAGUUCAUCCUCCUGCAAGGACGGUACAUCCAUCCUGCUGAGUACUUCCAAGCCAUUGCUAAUACACCAGAUGCAGCACAACCAAUCUUCGCCGCCUAUUGCCAACCCGUGAUCAACCCAGAAAAUGCGGAGUCGCUUUCGUCCGGAAAUACGGAAGUGUUUACCAGUCAACAUUACCUCGAUAUGACGUUUAGAGAAGUCGAUCACAUGUGCGCUUAUCAUCUCGGCUUUGAAAGAGAGGAUUUGAAAGGACAGAGUUGGUACAGUCUGCUUCAUCCUCUGCACAUACCGGAAGUGGCGUACAAACAUCGGCUGUUAUGUCAAGAAAAGGAGGGAUCCGUUUUGGCGCUCAUCAAAAUGCGGACAGCCACGGGCGACUGGAUUUGGUUGCAUACGGUAUUCGCAGUGCGUGGAAAUCUUAGUCACGAGCAACAAGACGGAAGACGAGUUCGGCAUGUGAUUCAUUGCUAUUACCAAACGUUAAGUGGAAUCGAAGCUGCUACUCUUCAAGCGAACUCAUGGCUCUACAACAUCCGCCACACAUAUCCAUCCGCAUUCCCCUGUCAGGAUUCUCCCACGCCUGACAGACCUUUAUCGCCGGUCUCUCCAUUCCCUGUGGAAUCAACAUUCUCUCAAACCUUGGACCAACUUGUGCCUUUCAUCAAACAAGAACCGUUCAAUCCUAUAGCGAUGGUCCCGCAUUACGGAAUUUCAUGUGGACAGAUAAAAGUGGAAAUCCCAAUGAAAACAAUGCCACACAUCUCAAUGUUCACACCGGAAAGUUCCUCACCGGAAUCGUCUGCCUCCCUCACAUCCGCCCUUUUCUCACAACCAUUCUUUUCUGGACAAGCUGCUAACGAUUCCGCUACACCUAUGGACGAUUUUAAUUGUAUACUACCACUGACGAUCAAAGGUACCCUACCUGAUCUACGCGAUGGUCUGGACGACUUUUUCCGAGAGGUGGAACAGCCCGUGGAACGAAGCGCUGGUGCCGUCGCACCGGUCACAUCAACCACUAACAUCUCGCAUUCACCCGAGCAAGCCACAGAGUUGUUCAAGUACCUUGGUCCUGCUCUGUUCGGACCGACUGCUCAAUCGAACGAGGUGCAGAACAACCCCAUUAACGGCGUACACUGCAAUCGUAAGAGAAGUUGGGUUGUUUGA